Triplophysa rosa is the source of this 2692-nucleotide messenger RNA. It is a transcript of the gene akt1s1, whose product is annotated as AKT1 substrate 1 (proline-rich). The record is from RefSeq and is a predicted model, not a curated record. Lineage: Eukaryota; Metazoa; Chordata; Actinopteri; Cypriniformes; Nemacheilidae. The coding region runs from base 431 to 1471 and encodes 346 amino acids. The transcript has 6 exons. Gene Ontology annotation, cellular component: cytoplasm. Gene Ontology annotation, biological process: neurotrophin TRK receptor signaling pathway; negative regulation of protein kinase activity; negative regulation of TOR signaling.
GCGCUGUGCACGUCGCUGCGCUGGAGCCUAGGGGAGAGACGAGACGGUCACAGGCAAGAGGCUCCGAUCAAAAGAGGGCUUAAUAAAGUUUGGGACUGAAUGACGACUGUGACAGAGGUGGGAGGAUUUUAAGCGUGUAACACCAGCAAGUGAUGACCUUCCUCUCUCCCCUAGUUCUCUCAUGCACGCACUCAGACACUGUCCCUUCAUUACAAAUGUGCCUCUUUUAGAUGUCGCAUCAGCAAAACCAAGUUCUCUUUACCAAAGUGUGUUAAAUACAUGUAUAAUAAACUAAGAAUUCUAGGAGAGAGACACAAAUAGCUAGUAGGCAAAUAACACCUCCUGAUUUGACACCAGCAUUUUAACAUUGCAAAAAGUGUCCCAAUUCCAAAAACGGCUAAACGCAACCGUUGGUUAUUUUGCACACGCCAUGGCCACGGUCACCAAAUCCUCUAACCCUGAGAUCCCAGAUAAUCAUAAGGAGAGCUGGCUGGCACUGCUUGCUGCAGCUGAGGUUUAUAGUCAAAAGUCUGGAUGUGAUUUGGCUAUUCUGACCGCGUACAAGAAGUUCAGAUACACUGGGGCUGAAGGUGAAGGAGUGAGGAAUCACGAAGGAGGCGGAAUUGUGUCACCCGCAAGCAGGAAGUGCGAUUAUGCAUAUCACGUUUGGGGUCAAGGGGCACUGGCUGAGUCUUCACGGAGGUACAUGGAUGACAUCGCAGUGCUGCACUCCACCACUGUACUGACGGCACAGAGACAUGCACGUUUGAAUACAGAAGAGGGAGGAGCCAAACUGGGUGUGGACGUGCCCUCUGGAAGGCUGAGCCUGACUGGUGAUGGAGUCGGCAGUGUUAGUCCCAAUACAAGAAUUUAUUCCCAGAGCUACCCGUCAAUCUACAGCUCAGCUGCUGCCAUUGGUCAGCCUGUAGGGCUUCAUGGGAAUGGAGAGCAUGAAAGAGCGAUGGAGGAAUGUGAGAAGGCAAGAGACAGAACAGACAUUGUGGACUUGGAGGAAGAGGAUGAGGAAGAAGAGGAUGAAAAUGUGGAUGAAAGGAGGCAUAAUUUAAAUGAAUCGGCUGGGGUCUUCUCCAUGGAUGAGGAUUCUCUGUCCCGGGACUGCGAGCCGUUCUUUGAGUCUGAUGGAGAGGAGGAGAGCACUGAUGGGUCACUGAGUGAAGAAGCCCCUCCCCCUCCACGUGGCUUGGCAAUGGGUCACUUGGCAUCUCGUUCUUCAAACCCCAUGGCAUUGGCACGUUCCCUGCCUGUGUCUGUACCAGUGUGGGGCUACCGGAGCAACCGUGCCCCGCAGGGUGACCCCCACAGUGGAGAACGGGUGGGCUGUGCAGAUUUAGACCACAUAGCGGCCAGUAUGAAAGCUCUGCUGGUCCCGGGGGCCACCGAUGGAACAGAGAUGUUUGGAGCACUGCCGCGACCUCGUCUUAAUACGGGAGACUUUUCUCUCAAGCACUGAGAGAAGACAACUGUGUGUAUGUAGGAUUGAGUGUGUGUCUGCAUGAGAAUGAGUGGGGGGUGGGUGGGUAUUCCAGCCAUAAGCUUGUUUGUAUGUGAAAGCGAAUUGAGUGGAAGUCUAUAAGUUUAUAAGACACAGUGAAACAUGGUUUGAUGGAUAUUUUUAGCAAAAGACGUUGCCAAAACCUAAAACUUCUCUUGACUGUCAUAACUAUUUGUAUUGCAUAGAAAAUGACAGAACCUUUUAAUAGCAAACGUUUAUUUUUGCAGCAGGACGAGUGAGCGAAAUUGAAAGAAGUCAAGAAUUUACUGAUGGGUUUAGACCAAACAGUUGUGGCAGACUUUAGUUGUGUAGUGCAUUUUAUUUUGAGAAACACUAACUGAGCGAAUGAACAUCACUGCAUGCCUAAUCACUCCCAGUAAUUGUCCUCUGCAGUGUGGAAUUUACUGAUCGUAUGCGAGUUUAUUUACACACUGAAACACUUCUAUCAACAGAGGUGCAUUGUACAUUGGCACACAGCAUGUACUUGAGAUAUAGACUACUGAAUUCAGGUGAGUUCAGUAGUAUAUAUUCCCUGGCAGGACCGCCAAAGCUGACUAGAUGUAAAUGCUUACAAAUGAUGUCACUCUUUCCCUGUGUGCACUCACCUUUAUUUCAAAUACUCUCCUGAAGAUUUUCAUAAUCAAUGCUUUGUAAGAAAGGACAGUGAGAGGAUGGAUUUUUUUCAGGUUUAGUUUAGUUCUGAAGGUUCUGACAACUUUAAGUUUUGAGAUCAUAAAUGUUUUGAAUUUUCGACUGUAAAACUAAGGGAUAGUUCUCCCAAUAAAAUAAAUUUCUGUCACUUUCAUGUUGUUUCAAAUCUGUAUGACUAUACAGGAACCCAAAAAAUGCUUCUACAAACAUUGACCCAUUUUUCCGUUUAAUGAAAGUAAAGAAAGACUCUCAAUUUGUAUUCCAAAGAAGAAUAAGUUGUACGGAUUUAAAACGGCAUGAUAGUUAUUUUAAUUUUAGGUGAACUGUCUCUGUAAGUGCAUCUUUGCAUUUUAAUGUGCUUGACGUGCAAGGACGCACGAUGUUGUGUUGUUGAUCAGUGUCAUAAUUUCUCUGAAACAGACCGAUGUGUAAACGUGAGGGUUUACAACACUACAAAAGCGAACUAUAUGUCCAUCUCAAACAUUUCACAGCUGUUUGAUGUUUAAGUAAAUGCGUUUUGAAUAAAAC